ACAAAAGCACACAGGAGGACGCAAACGCGAAGGAAACGAUUUGAGCUGAGUGAGUCCAAUCGGCAACCUUCCUGACUGACAUCCCGAGCAUCAAACAUUCCCUCACAAGCCUCCAGCAUCAAACCGCCGGCAUUUCUUCGACGUACCGUUUUUAGAAAGAAAUGAGCUUCCGAUGGGAUUCCUUGCGGGCGCACACGGGUUGUUUGAAACUCUUCGAUUUGAACGACCUGGCCGUCCGCGCCAGUCGGCUCCAAUUACGGCACGAGCAGAGGCAAGAGCAACUACAACAUGCCGCGUCCGAUCACCCACGUGCCUAUCACUUCAAACGUGUCACUCCCUCCAUGCUCACCGCCCGGAGAAACGCGGUCCAGGCGGCGACGGCGGCGGCGGCAGCUCCUCCCGGCGCCCCUCCCCCCCCCGUAGCCCUUCGCCCGUCUGUUGUCACUGAAUCUGCAAUGGCCGCCGGGUACGAUACUGUAAGCAUGGAAGGUUCCAGAAGGGAGCGCGCAUGGUUUCCAGGGCAAGGACGUACCCUGGUGGGGGAGAACGGUCUGGUGGUUUUCGUACAGGAGGACGCGAAGGUCAGCGUGAUGCGAGAUCGGAGGCAGAAGGAGGAUUUGCAACAGGCCUUCCCCACAGCCGACCUGACCCUGGUGGAUACAGUGUGGGCACAAGCGCGUUCCAAUUUCGCGGCGGCUUGUACGAUCAUGACCUCGUUGCGAAAUAACGGGCAUCAUACCCGGAAGGAAGGCGAGGGGAAGGGAGGGGGCGAGGGAGGGGAAAGUGGUGGUCUGCGCACGGAGGACCCGCGCGUGUGGCCGUCGGUGGAGGAG
This is a messenger RNA of Nannochloropsis gaditana CCMP526, 833 nucleotides long. RefSeq lists its product as uncharacterized. The annotation marks the transcript as partial. The record is from RefSeq and is a predicted model, not a curated record. The transcript is spliced from 2 exons.